Messenger RNA from Magnolia sinica, 2133 nucleotides. Its product is annotated as E3 ubiquitin-protein ligase RSL1-like. The record is from RefSeq and is a predicted model, not a curated record. NCBI's taxonomy places the organism in Eukaryota, Viridiplantae, Streptophyta, Magnoliopsida, Magnoliales, Magnoliaceae. Gene Ontology annotation, cellular component: cytoplasm; ubiquitin ligase complex. The transcript has 3 exons. Bases 150 to 1853 code for a protein of 567 amino acids. Gene Ontology annotation, biological process: protein polyubiquitination; positive regulation of proteasomal ubiquitin-dependent protein catabolic process; ubiquitin-dependent protein catabolic process. Gene Ontology annotation, molecular function: zinc ion binding; ubiquitin conjugating enzyme binding; ubiquitin protein ligase activity.
GUUUCCUAACACAAGCCGCACCUAGCUUCCUGUCGCGGGAAGUUCCUGCGAAAGGCUUCGCAGGCAAUCCGCGUCGGCACUCUCUCUGGGGGAAUGAAAUUCCAUCUCCCAGGCAAUUAAUUCAUUCAAACAAGAAAAGGAAACCGCGAAUGGACGACGAGCUGGAGAUCCUCAUCUCCCUGCAACAGCAGGAACUCAUGGCCGCAAAAACCCUGGAAUCCGAUCUUGAUUUCGCUUUCCGAAUCCAGAUGCAGGAAGCCAUGGAUGUUUCUCUCCUCCACCAUCAAAACCCUUCUUCCUCUUCCUCAACCCUUCUCUUCCCGUUGGAAGAAGAAGAACGCAACGGACACGUCUCCGACCUCAUGAAGCUCCAGAACCUGGAGCUCGAAAGAUUCCAGCAAGAGCGCAAAGACCAGGAACUCUGCGAGGCCGAGAUGCGCCGCAUCUCUUUCGAUAUCAAGCGCCGCAUCCACGACGCCAGCUUCGCACGAGAGAUCCGCGACAUGGCCGACGAUGAGUGGGAGGAGUACGGGGAUCACUUUGAGAAGCCAAUUCACCUGGGCUGCUCUUCCUCUUCCUCCACCACUGCGGACCCACCCACGAUCCAAGAGCCAUUCAAGCUGUACUUUAAGGGGCUGAUCAGCACGGAGCCUGUGAAAGGCCGGCUCGUUACCCUGUCGGCGAUCGGGAUUGCUGUCUGCGACCCGCUCAACAAUCUGGUCCUCAAGAUACAGAAGCCCCUCAUCGGGGCUGGGAUGUCGCGUGGGGUCGUGGAGACCAAGGCGUUGAUCGAAGGGCUGAAUGCUGUUCUUUCUUUGGACAUAAAGAAUGUUGAUGUUUUCUGUGAUUAUGUGCCACUGUUCCAUCAAGUUACUGGAAAAUGGGCUGCAAAGCAGCGUAAGAUUGCAAAUUUACUCAGUCAGAUUCAUCCUCUACGAAGAAAAUUUGAGAGAUGUCAUAUGUCUUUGUUGCCACGAUGCCAAUGUAAAUUUGUAUUCAGACUAGCAAAGGAUGCAAUAGAUUCUCAGAUUAUGAAGACCACAGAACCUAGUGGUAAUGCCAAUUCGAAGGAAACUUGCAGCAUCUGUUUGGAAGAUACUGAUGCUUCUCAAAUAUUCAUUGUUGAUGGUUGUUUGCACCGAUACUGCUUCACUUGUAUGAAACAACAUGUGGAAGUUAAGUUACUUCAUGGAUUGUUGCCUGGGUGUCCCCAUGAUGGCUGCAACACAAAACUUGUUGCAGACAGUUCCAGGAAAUUUUUACCUCCUAGGUUGGUUGAGAUUAUGACCCAGCGUCUGAAGGAGGCGUCAAUUCCUGAAGCAGAUAGACUUUAUUGCCCGUACCCGAAGUGCUCAGCAUUAAUGUCAAGAAGUGAGAUGAUGCUUCCCCCUGAAGAAUCGUCUUCUAUCUAUCGCGCUAACGAUUCAUCUGGUUACAGGAAGUGCAUCAAAUGCAAUGGCUCUUUCUGUCUCAAUUGCAAGGUCCCAUGGCAUACUGACAUGUCUUGCCAUGAAUACAAAAGGUUUAAUCCACAUCCUCGUGCAGAAGAUGCAAAGUUACAGUCCUUGGCUAGACAAAAGUUGUGGCGCCAGUGUAUCAAGUGCAACCAUAUGAUUGAACUGGCUGAAGGUUGCUUCCAUAUGACCUGCAGGUGCGGUUACGAGUUCUGCUACACAUGUGGAGCUGAAUGGAAAAACAAGAAAGCAAUGUGUUCCUGCCCACUCUGGGAUGAGGAAAAUAUUUGGCACGAUGAUGACGAUGAAUCGUUAGAUGAUUUUGAUGACAAUGAUGAAGAAGAUGAGGAAGACUAUGAGUCUGAUUGGGAGUAUGACUAUUAUCGAAGGAGGUAUUAAAAUCACUUAUAUACUUCCCUUUCUAAAUAAGCACUUAUGGAGCUUUUCAGUAGACCCCAUAUGUUAGAACAUCACUCCUGCAGUUUGCACAGCGGAAGUUACAAGCUUUUAUUUUAUUUUUUUUAUUUACUUUUUUGGGGGCCCUUACAUCCAAAAGAAAAAAGGGAAAAAAAAAAAAAAAAGCUUUUUGAAUUUCCCAUCGCUCAAUAUUUUUGUUGGCUUUUAUGGGUGGGAACCCCAGCAAGAAAUGCAAACUAUCACAAAACAACAUUCACAUGCA